Molecule: messenger RNA, 2736 nt
Organism: Olea europaea var. sylvestris
Lineage: Eukaryota; Viridiplantae; Streptophyta; Magnoliopsida; Lamiales; Oleaceae
Exons: 9
Coding region: 738-2507 (589 amino acids)
Source: RefSeq, a predicted model, not a curated record
UGAAAUUCAGAGCACAUGGGAUGAUAACCUCAAUGCUUUUAUUUCAACUGAUUUAUUACAAUAAUGAAUUUGCAAAAAUUAAUUUAUUUGGAAAAUAGAAUUACAUUCCAAAAUUGAAGGAACUUGUAAACUGCGAUCUAUUCUGUUAGAUUUCUAAAUCAGCCACAAAACCCUAGAAAUCAAUCGCCACAGCCUUAAGUAACCCAGCCCUCAAAUUUUUGGCCUUUUUAUUAAUUUAUCAUUAUUAUUUUUGUUUUGGGGUUAUUUUUGUUUAAUGUUGAUUUUGAGCCCCAUUUUUUGCGCUUAAUACCAAGCAUUGGUGGAGUGAAAAUCAAUAUUGAGUUUUAAUUGGAUAAAAAUGUUAUGUUCUACUUUGGUUAAUUACGAUUCAAUAAUAGUGGUCGCCUAUUAGAUUUGCUUUUGAAAUAUCAAUUUUUUGGUUUCACAUUACUCUAGUCUUUGCUGGAGAGUCUAUAACUAUACUGAAAUAUUGCCAUUGGAUUAUUUAGUUGAUUCUGAUUUUUGGGUAAUUUCUACAGUUCAAAGGUAAUUAAGAUUGUUAAUCGGAUAUAAUUUUUGAUUUGAGCUUGAAAUUGAGGGUGAAGAGAGUUUGGGUUUUACAAAUCAAGAAUUAGAUUACAGACUUCUUGAAUUUAGGGUAGCUUCAACAGUUGAUUUUGUGCGGAUGAGAGGAGGGGGGAGAUGAGAGGUGAAAUUUUGGACUUGACGGGACAACAAUGACUACAGGGUCAUUGGGUCUUCGAUCUUCGGGAAGUUAUGGGUCAUUGCAACAACAGCAAUUUCAGAGUAGUUUCUUGUCAUCUCCAAUCCAAACGACGCCUCCACCUCUGGUGCCAAGAAAGCCUGCCAAGAUGCUCAAGGAAAAGGACAAAUUUUUUCAUUGGAUCUGCAAAUUCGCUCCCCGGAAGAAGGUUGGAAUGCUGCUCUUGUGUCUUGUUUCAGCUGCAGUUUUCGUCUGGGUUUUAUAUGUUGGAAAAGGUGAAGAUUCACAAGAACCAAUUUUGUCAAAUAUGAGUAUUAAAUCCGCUUUGAUAUCUAGGGAGAAAGAUAGUCAUACUGCGGCUUUUUCCUCUAAUGUAAACAAUGUUGUGGGAAAUGCAAAUCUAGACCCCCUACCUCUGCCUCCAUAUCCGCCACCUCCUGUGUAUUUUACAGGAUAUAUUCUUCCUCCUGGGAAUCCAUGUGAGGGUUUUACAUUGCCUCCACCACCUGCAGAUAGAAAGAGGACUGGACCACGUCCAUGUCCAGUAUGCUACCUUCCUUUGGAACAAGCUAUUUCCCUAAUGCCAGCUGCACCAUCCUUUUCUCCCGUGCUUAAGAAUUUGACAUAUAUUUAUGAAGAGAAUUUAACUAGAACCGAGUUUGGAGGCUCUGAAUUCGGUGGAUAUCCUUCAUUGAGAGAGAGGAGUGAUUCAUAUGAUAUAAGAGAGUCCAUGGGCGUCCAUUGUGGGUUUGUUAGAGGAGCCAAACCUGGCCGCCAGACAGGUUUUGACAUUAACGAUUCCGACCUUAUUGAGAUGGAAAGUUGUCAAGGGGUUGUUGUCACAUCCGCAAUUUUUGGAGCAUUUGAUUUAAUACGACAACCAAAGAACAUUAGUAUGUAUGCCAUAAAAAAUGUCUGCUUCCAUAUGUUUGUGGAUGAAGAAACAGAAGCAUUUUUAAUCAAUUCUAAUGAGCUGGAUAGUAGCAAGAAAAUUGGGUUAUGGAGAAUAGUAGUUGUUCGCAACCUACCUUACUCUGAUCCGAGGCGGAAUGGAAAGAUUCCGAAGCUUUUACUUCAUAGGCUUUUCCCUAAUGCCCGAUACUCACUAUGGGUUGAUGCAAAACUUGAACUGGUUGUGGAUCCAUAUCAGAUUCUCGAAAGGUUCUUGUGGAGGAAAAAUGCUAGCUUUGCAAUUUCGAGGCAUUAUAAGCGUUUUGAUGUGUUUGUAGAAGCAGAAGCUAAUAAGGCCGCUGGGAAGUAUGAAAAUGCCUCCAUUGACUUCCAGAUUGAUUUCUAUAAAGGCGAGGGUUUAACCCCAUUUUCUGCUGAUAAAUUUCCUAUUACAAGUGAUGUUCCUGAAGGAUGUGUUAUACUACGGGAGCACAUUCCAAUCUCCAACCUCUUCACCUGUCUUUGGUUUAACGAAGUGGAUCGUUUUACUUCCAGAGACCAAAUUAGUUUUUCGACUGUUAGGGACAAGAUUGCUUCAAAAACGAAUUACACUAUCAAUAUGUUCUUGGAUUGUGAAAGGCGCAACUUCGUGGUGCAGGGGUACCACAGAGACUUGCUUGAGAACUGGGCUUCCCCUCCUCCAGACGCGAUUGUUCUUGUUCAUCCUCCACCCCCAUUUAUCGAUGAAAAACUGAACUCCCCACCUGGGACUGUUACUGACAAUAUUGUAAGUAGCCCAGUCAAGAAGGUUCCUACAAAGCGUGGGAGAGACCGGAAAUCGAGGCAUCAUCGGAAAGUCAGUGCUGGCAGCAAGGGUAUCACUGCUACUUAAAAAAUUUUGUUCUAGGCGAAUUUUUAUUCUUUCCUACCCCGGUACAAGAUAAUUCAUUCCAGGGAUAGGAAUUUGUGCAAGUUGAGCCUUGUAGUUAUGCUUCUACACAGCAGCUUUUAUUUUUCUUUUCCAUAAAUUUUGAAAAAGAUACAAUAUUUAAUUAUCCAUUUUUUGUUGUACAUAUUCACAAGUUUUCUAAUAAUAAUAAUAAUUAUCAGUGGUUGCUUCA